GCCCCAACGAUCUGCCAUGUUGAAGGGUUUUCGCACAUCCAGAUUUCAAGCAGACGAUAGAUAAAAACUCUUUUACACAUCAUUCUCUAUUUAAGGUCAUUCGGGUUGCUCUAAGAAAUGCUAUCGCGCACCGACCGCGAACGUGGGUCAUCCACUCCCCUGUCCAUCUCGUCUGGAUCUGGCUCGGCCGGAUCUUCCCAGUCCAAACGUGAAAAAGAUGGGGAUAGCAGGCAAAUUCCUGACAAGCUGCUCAACCGCCCCUCACCGUCCCCAUCUACACCCAUCAGUACCACAGUUCGUACGUCAACACCCACCAUAAGCCUCCUCCCCCCGCCAGCAGUAUCCACCCCACCAGCAGCGCAACCUAUCCGAUUUCGCACUGGAUCUAGAAAUACCGUUUAUGAUGUUAUGAGGGAUCGUGGGUGGAAGGAAACGGAUGGGGAUAUGGAUUGGGACUUUUUUUGGGCGGAUGUACAUUGGGUUCAUGAGACGUUUGAUCAUGUAUAUUUGCAAGAGCACCAGCGGAUCAACCAUUUUAGAAAUCACUAUGAGUUAACACGAAAAGAUCUGCUGGUAAAGAACGUCAAAAGAAUGAUAAAAACCAUAGAAAAAGAAUACGGCAAAGCCGAAGCUCUCAAAUUCGACUUUCUCUCCCCUUCCUACGUCCUUCCCGGUGAACACGCUCUAUUCACAGAAGAGUUCAAACGUAACCCCGGCAGCGUCUGGAUCAUGAAGCCUGUUGGAAAGGCGCAAGGGAAGGGGAUUUUUUUGAUCAAUCGAAUAUCGCAGAUUGCGGGGUGGAGGAAAGACGUGAGAGGGAAUGUUCGUGGAGAGAAGGAUGGAGAGGACGGGCCCGAGGCGUAUAUUGUGCAGAGAUACAUUGAAAAUCCCUGCUUGAUUGGAGGCAAAAAGUUUGAUAUUCGGAUUUAUGUCCUCGUUACCUCUUAUUAUCCCCUGACAGUCUACAUCCAUCGUAAUGGAUUCUGCCGGUUCUCAAAUACGCAGUUUUCCAUGCAAGCCAAGGACAUUAGCAACAUGUAUAUCCACGCCACAAAUGUCGCCAUCCAAAAGCAUUCACCAAAUUACCUCUCUGGCCGUGGAUGUAAAUGGCUGUUACGGAAUUUAAAAUUGUAUCUGACAACCCAGUACGGGGCGAAAGCGGUAGAUGAACUCUUUACGGAAAUGGAGGCUUCAGUUGUGAGGAGUUUGAUGAGCGUGCAAAAGGUUAUGAUUAACGAUAAGCAUUGCUUUGAAUUGUAUGGUUAUGACAUCCUCAUCGACCAAAACCUGAAACCAUGGGUUCUAGAAGUCAACGCUUCCCCCUCCUUAACAGCCGAAACCCAAUUCGACUAUGACCUCAAACACGCCAUGCUGCAGGAUUGUUUUGAUGUCGUUGAUUUAGAGCGAAGACAUACAGGCAAACCAACUAGGACUCGUGUCGGUGGAUUUGAUCUUGUUUACAAUGAUGGGCCAGUCCGGCAUGAGAGGACAAGCAAUUAUGCGUCGUAUUUGGGGUGCUACCAACCCAUCCCACGAGCUCCACGAACCAAAAAACGGUUCGGAAAUGCACCGGGACCCCUCCCACUGACACCUACUUGCGGGAAGAAUGCUUCUGGGUCUGGGAAUGGAUUGGCGUCAGGAGGACCGCGAUAGAUUGUUGCAAUAAAUGAGUGGAUGGAGUAUUUCCAGAC
Molecule: messenger RNA, 1691 nt
Organism: Spizellomyces punctatus DAOM BR117
Lineage: Eukaryota; Fungi; Chytridiomycota; Chytridiomycetes; Spizellomycetales; Spizellomycetaceae
Exons: 10
Coding region: 118-1653 (511 amino acids)
Biological process (GO): protein polyglutamylation; microtubule cytoskeleton organization
Cellular component (GO): cilium
Molecular function (GO): tubulin-glutamic acid ligase activity; tubulin binding
Source: RefSeq, a predicted model, not a curated record